Messenger RNA from Thamnophis sirtalis, 2377 nucleotides. The record is from RefSeq and is a predicted model, not a curated record. NCBI's taxonomy places the organism in Eukaryota, Metazoa, Chordata, Lepidosauria, Squamata, Natricidae.
UUCGGGGCGUGUGUGUGUGUGUGUGUGCUUGCGCCUCCUGCUAACCGCUGCCCGGUGGCGCUGCUGAGCGGCCCAGGGGCACCGGGUAGCCCGCCUGGCCUGGCCUGCCCUCCCGUUCCCCCGCAGACGUCCCCCUUUCUCCGGCGGGCAGGGCGCGCGGCGAACAUGGCGGCGGCCAAGGCGGUGGGGCGGGACACUCUACCUGAGCACUGGUCCUAUGGCGUCUGCAGGGACGGCCGGGUCUUCUUCGUCGACGACCUGACCCGCGCAACUACUUGGCUGCAUCCUCGCACCGGGGAGCCCGUCAACUCAGGCCACAUGAUCCGCUCAGAUCUGCCCCGUGGCUGGGAGGAGGGAUUCUCGGAAGAGGGAGCCAGCUAUUUCAUUGACCACAACCACCAAACUACCACAUUUAAACAUCCAGUGACUGGCCAGUUUUCCCCAGAAAACGUGGAGUUUAUUUUACAAGAGGAGCAUAAUUCACAUAUGUCCAAACAUCAGAUAAACCAAAGACCUUCAAGUAUGGUCAGUGAAACAUCUACUGCUGUAACUACAUCCACUACAGAAACAAAACUUGGAACCAAGUUAGUAAAAUCUAGCAAUAAAGUUCAUAGCUUUGGGAAAAGGGAUCAAGCUAUAAGGAGAAACCCUAAUAUUCCUGUUGUGGUCAGAGGCUGGCUUCACAAACAAGAUAGCUCUGGAAUGAGAUUAUGGAAAAGAAGGUGGUUUGUGCUGGCAGAUUACUGUUUAUUUUAUUACAAAGACAGCAGAGAAGAAGCUGUUCUUGGAAGUAUACCAUUACCUAGUUAUGUAAUUUCACCUGUGGGACCUGAAGAUCAUAUAAAUCGCAAAUAUUCCUUUAAGGCUGUCCAUACAGGCAUGAGGGCUUAUAUUUAUAAUAAGAGUUCUGUUAUUGGCUCUCAGGCAGAGCAUUCAGGGAUGCGCACAUACUACUUUAGUGCCGAUGCUCAAGAAGAUAUGAAUGACUGGAUCCAUGCUAUGAAUCAAGCUGCUCUUAUGCAAAUCCAUUUUUCACCAAAGAGUGGAACAGAAAAAGCAGAUCAACAAGCUGUCCCUCAAGCUAAUCAUAUUGAUACCUACAAAGAAGUUACAAAGUUAGAACCUGCUGAUGCAAAAAGAGGCUACAGAAAAUCACCCGAAAUGUCUGCAUAUGGCAAACAUGAAGAAAUGAAAAAAGUAAGAGAUGAUGAACACUACACUGCAAGGAAGAAGGCUGUGGAUUCCAAAUGGGAGAAACCUAAACAGCUAUUAGAACCUGGUGGAAUACUGAAUCCUGCAUCAAGUUUCUCUCGGCCCCAAGCAACUCAAACUCUUGAGAAGAAUGGAAUGCCUCCAAGUUCACUAAAUGCAGGUCCAGUAGAGCAGAAUGGUAUCAGUGUCCAUAAAAGAGGCUUUAUUCCCAGAUCAACACAAAAUAAGGAGACACAAAGGAAAAGUAAUAUGACUCACAUCGAACAUUGGGUAAAAGUCCAGAAAGGAGACACAAAAAGUCUUGCAUCUGACCAGACUCUUACUCGCCAAGUACCAAGCCAUUCUGUAUCUUUUCCUGAAAAUUAUCAUACUUUGCCAAAGAAUACUAGGCAAUCUUCUGGAAGCUCCCCUCCCUCAAAUCGUGAUUUGCCAAGUGACUACAAAUAUGCUCAAGAUCGGGUAAGCCACCUGAAGAUGUCCCAUGAUGAGAGAAAAGCUAACAAAGAUGGUACUGUUUGGCAGCUGUAUGAAUGGCAACAAAGAAGGCAGUUUAAACACGGGAGCCCAACCGCACCUGUUUAUAUUAGUUCUCCGGACUUCACAGAUAGUAGUAAGGGAAGAAGUUCAUUAGACGUUCCACGUUCAGUUUCGGUUCCCCCUUCCCCAUCUGAAAUACCUCCACCAGGACCACCUAAAGUUUUUAUAUCCCGAAGACCACAUACACCUGCAGAAAGGGUUACUGUCAAACCAGCUGAGGAGAGACAAACGAUAGACGUUCCUUUUGUUGGCUCACCAAGGAAGAUUCGAAAUCAGAGUGUAAAAAACUCUCUACACAUAGAUAGACGUUCCAUGCCUACAAUGGGAUAUAUGACCCAUACUGUAAGUGCUCCAAGUUUGCAUGGGAAAUCGAUGACGGGGCGCGAUACAUUCAAAGAACGACAUGCAAAACCCAUCAAAAUUGGAGAAAGUGAUAUUGAUGUAAAGCUGAGUGUCUUCUGUGAGCAAGACAGGAUUCUGCAAGAUCUAGAAGACAAAAUAAGAGCCCUUAAAGAAAAUAAAGAUCAGCUGGAAUCUGUCUUGGAAGUAUUACAUAGACAGAUGGAACAAUACAAAGACCAACCACAGCACACAGAAAAAAUUACAUAUCAGCAGAAACUUUUGCAAG